CUCCCCUUCCCCCGGCCAACUGUCCAGGGCGCACACUAGUUUGUAUAUUUAUUUAGAAAACGUCUAAAACGGCUCAAAUCGGCCGGACACCAAUCAGACCAUUACACCUCAAACCCGUUAUUUAACCGGCUCAAUAACUUAAACCGGUUUGACAACGUUGGUCCAAAUGCUACCAACACGGGCGAGUUAUCUUUUGUGGCCAAUCACAGGCCCCGCGAUCCCCCGCGCGCUCAUCUUCCCGCCUGCCACGUGUCCUCACCACCUCCACUGAUCCUUUAACAAUAAUAAUAAAAAAAUAUGCCUCUCCAUCACUCUUCAUUCUUCACUCUUUGUGCUUCUCCUUUCUCCUUCCUUCUGUCCGUCUCCACUUGUUCUGUCUUCUUCUCCUCUCCUUCUUACUCUGCCGCGAAAAUCCUGCGUGGCUCUCCGCAAGCCAUGAGAAUUAGGGUCUCCUCCAAUUGAUCGAUUCCCGGCGGGACAGGAGGCGGAUUAUGAUGGCCACUCCGACUUCUACUGCAGCUGCUGCUUCCUGUUCUUCUUCGUUCCUAUCUCCGAGUACUGUUUCCAAGCGCCGCGUUUCACUCUCCGGCCGCUGUUACGGUCUCAAUUCGCGUUCUCUUCGGAAUGUUCAGCUCAGCUACAGGUCUCUCCGGCUACGGACUCGAGUUCGAGCUGUCAAGGAAGAGAGUGCCAGCGCGGUGAUCGAGGAGAGGGAGAUUGAGCUGUUGAAGAAAUUGAAUGGAAAUGGCGCUGCUGCUGGUGGUGGCGGAGGCAAGUACGGAAGUAACGGAUCGUUUAGUAAUGGAAGUUUGGUUAUGGCGGAGAGCGAGGCGAGUGGUGGGAGUAGUAACGGUCGAUUGAUGAAGUACGUUAAUGGGAAUGGCGGUGCUUCCGCGGCGGAGACGGCGGAGGAUGGGAGGAAGAAGCGGAUUGAGGAGGUCGGGAAGGAAGAGGCGUGGUUUAAGCGCGAUGGUCAGGCGGAGGUUGAGGUUUCUGUUGCGCCUGGGGGAAGAUGGAAUAGAUUCAAAACCUAUUCCACCAUUCAAAGAACUGUGGAAAUUUGGGGAUCCGUCUUUACUUUCAUUUUCAAGGCUUGGUUGAACAGUCAGAAGUUCUCUUACAGAGGGGGGAUGACGGAGGAGAAGAAAAUGGUGAGGAGGAAGGCUUUGGCUAAGUGGCUAAAGGAUACUAUACUCAGGCUUGGCCCCACAUUCAUCAAAAUUGGCCAGCAGUUCUCCACAAGAGUGGACAUUCUUGCUCAAGAAUAUGUUGACCAAUUGUCAGAACUUCAGGAUCAAGUUCCUCCUUUCCCAUCUGAGACUGCUCUUUCUAUAGUCGAAGAAGAGCUUGGAGCACCUGUGGAGGAUAUCUUUGAGCGGUUUGAUUACGAGCCAAUAGCGGCAGCAAGUCUUGGUCAGGUUCACCGUGCGAGACUCAAAGGACAGGAAGUAGUUCUUAAAGUACAACGGCCUGGUCUCAAGGAUCUUUUCGAUAUUGAUCUCAAGAAUUUGAGGGUAAUAGCAGAAUAUCUUCAGAAGAUUGACCCAAAGUCGGAUGGAGCAAAGAGAGAUUGGGUUGCAAUUUACGAUGAGUGUGCAAGCGUACUGUAUCAGGAGAUUGAUUACACCAAGGAAGCUGCAAAUGCUGAGCUAUUUGCUAGUAAUUUCAAGAACAUGGAUUACGUAAAAGUGCCAAAUAUUUAUUGGGAAUACACCACACCUCAGGUACUAACAAUGGAGUAUGUCCCUGGGAUUAAAAUAAAUAAAGUACAGGCUUUAGAUAAGCUUGGUCUUGAUCGCCAAAGGUUGGGCAGGUAUGCUGUUGAAUCUUACUUGGAACAAAUUCUUUCUCAUGGAUUUUUCCACGCUGAUCCUCACCCAGGGAAUAUUGCUGUGGAUGAUGUCAAUGGUGGAAGAUUGAUCUUUUAUGAUUUCGGAAUGAUGGGAAGUAUCAGUCCAAACAUCAGAGAAGGGUUGCUGGAAGUGUUUUAUGGAGUUUAUGAAAAGGAUGCAGAAAAGAUUCUUGAUGCAAUGGUCCAAAUGGGUGUCCUUGUGCCUACUGGAGAUAUGACAGCUGUCAGAAGAACUGCACAAUUUUUCCUUAAAAGUUUCCAAGAACGUCUUGAUGCACAAAGACGGGAGAGGGAAAUGGCGGCAGCAGAGCUUGGGUUUAAGAAGCCUUUAACCAAGGAAGAAAAAUUGGCGAAAAAGAAGGAGCGCUUGGCAGCAAUAGGGGAAGAUUUAUUAUCCAUUGCUGGAGAUCAACCUUUCCGAUUCCCUGCCACUUUCACUUUUGUUGUAAGAGCAUUUUCAGUAUUGGAUGGCAUUGGAAAAGGCCUUGACCCUCGUUUCGACAUAACAGAAAUUGCCAAGCCGUAUGCACUAGAGCUGUUGAAGUUCCGGGAAGCAGGGGUUGAAGUAGUCGUGAAGGACCUCAGAAACAGAUGGGAUAGGCAGUCCCGUGCAUUCUACAACUUGUUUAGGCAGGCUGAUAGAGUUGAAAAGCUUGCGGAAACUCUUCAACGAUUGGAGCAAGGUGAUUUGAAGCUUCGAGUUCGAACACUGGAGGCUGAGAGGGCUUUCCAGCGCGUUGGUGCUGUUCAAACUACAGUGGGAAGUGCUGUAGCUGCGGGAAGUCUGGUUAACCUUGCAACAAUUUUGUAUCUCAAUGCUAUGAGAGUACCAGCUACGAUGGCAUAUGCUGUAUGUGCCUUUUUUAGCUUAAAAGUUCUGGUAGGAAUUGUAAAGGUGAAGAAGUUAGACCAACGAGAAAGAUUAAUAACAGGCACUGCUUAAAUAGGUAAGCUAGCAGUGGUCCACUCACAAUUCGCAGGGAACUGCUUAAAUAGUUGAGACCUUUGCGUGUAUAUGAAUUCGUUUCAUUUCCUAUCCCUCACCGUGUUUUGCAGAUGUUCGAAUGUUGGAAGGAUGGCCAAUUUCUGAUCGUGACCAUUCAGUGCAGUGGGGUGGAGCUCCCCACCAUUUUUAAGACAUGAUCUGCGGGACACUCCCCCCUGUGUAAGUCUACUCACUCCCCCAGUACUGAAGCAACCCUCCUCUUCUGUCUUCUUCCCUCCCACGAUGAGGAGCACGUCAGCACUAGACGAUCAUCGUCCUGUCAAAUAUUUCGAAAUCUUGCUGGGGUCGAUCAUUUUUGUAGCCUCAAGAGGCCAGUCCUCUGGUAGAAGGGUCUAAGCAGAAGGGUUAGGCUGUUGAGCCUGUUACGAGGGGGGAAUAAUCGGAAUGUUCAUAA
Molecule: messenger RNA, 3252 nt
Organism: Linum trigynum
Lineage: Eukaryota; Viridiplantae; Streptophyta; Magnoliopsida; Malpighiales; Linaceae
Source: the annotation of a GenBank genome assembly